CAAGUGAUGUGAUGUUCGACGUAGCGAGAAAAAUAAUAAAGUUUUAAAAAGUGAUUCGCAAGUGAUAUUAGAGUAAAUAACUUAAUAUUGUGGUGUUUAAUUUAUUUUGUGUUCGAUUUUAGUGUUUGUAUAUACAUUUCAAGUAUAGCGUGUUAUUUGUGUCUGGAAAAUGAUUAUUGAAAACCCAGACGCUUUUAAAUCUUGGUUGACGUCCAUAUUGGAACCUCUUUGCGACGCAGACCCGGCCGCGCUCGCUAAGUAUGUGUACGCAUUGGUGAAGAAGGACAAGCCUUUGGAGGAGCUGCGGGAAGGCAUGCUGGACCAGCUUGACGUGUUCCUGCAGCAGGAAACCAGACCUUUCGUAGACAUGCUGUUCAAGUCGCUGGAGACACAUGACUACCUGAAGCACACUCCUGUGGAGAAGAAGCAGCCGUCACCACCACCGGAUCAGCCUCCACAGGAGGAGCCCGAGAAAGAGCCUGAAAAUGAAAACCAUGUUCCAGCACCACCACUGCCACCUGCAGACAAGCCACCCAUCCCUCGCCCACGUAUCGACAACGGCAGCAUGGCGCACCGAGUGGUGGUGCCGCGCUCGAGACCACACCCUCAUCACGAGCAGACCUUAGUUAAGCUUCUACCAACAGAACUUUUAGAAGAGCCAAUGGAACCUCCUAGACGAAGAGAACGUAGGACUGAUUCCCUUCGCGACAAAGAGGAGCGCCGCCGCCGCCGCUCGCGCUCGUGGGAGCGCCGCGCGCGCCCGCGCCGAGCGCCGCGCGACCUGGACCACGAGCGGAGGUGCGCCAGGAGGCCCACGUCGCGCUCGCCGUCGCCGCGCGGUCGCUACCGCAACAGGAGCCCGCCGCCGCUCGUCGCAGACAGACAUCCCAGUCGCUCUAGAUCGAGAUCCCCAGGACUAGUCCGCGACCGUGACCCGGAGCGCGAAAGGGACAGACUGCGGCCACAGCGUGAGAUAGAGAGGGACAGAAUGUCGCGCGACAGAGAGCAUAGAGAUAGAAUCUCUCGCUCCAGGGACAGAGAUCGGUCACGUGACCGGUCGCGCGACCGCUCCAUGUCGCCGCACGAAGAGACACGCCUGCACACGGACCCCUACAAGAGGAGGUGUAGAGAUUUUGAUGUGAAGGGCUACUGCAUGCGCGGCGACCUGUGCGAGUGGGACCACGGCGCGGACCCCGUGGUGCUGGAGGACGCCACGCUCACCAGGGUGCUGGCCAUUCCGCCGCCCGUGCCAGAGUACAACCCGGCCGCGCCUGACAUUUGGGGCGGUGGAUUGGUGGGGGGAUUCGCGCCGCCCUCCAUCCCGCAUCUGCCGCACAUGCCUCACCACUUAGCACCUAGAGAACUCGUCCCAAUACCUAGGGUGCGCCACGAGCCGCCGAUGGGGGCAGUGAUGCCGCCCGCGCCCAGACACCCCGCGCCCAUGAAGAAGAAUUUCGACUACAAUCGGCUGGGUAAGGGUCCGUCUCGGCCGACGCUCCACCACAACCCGGCGAACUGCUCACUGGAGGUGAAGAAGGUGCCGCCCGGCCUCAACGACAUCACGCACCUCAACAACCACUUCUGCAAGUUCGGCAAGAUUGUCAACAUCCAGGUUUGCUACGAGGGCGACGCGGAGGCGGCUCUGAUUACUUUCUCCAACCCGACGGAAGCGAACGUGGCGUACAAGAGCACGGAGGCGGUGCUCAACAAUCGGUUCAUCAAGGUCUUCUGGCACAAUCCAGAGUUUGUGUGUCGUGGUCAGAACAAGCAGGAGAACACGGCGCCGGGCGGGCAGGCGGGCGGCAAGCCGGCGGAGCGCGCGCCGCACCUGUCGCACAACAAGGUGCUCAUCAACAGGGACAACAUCAAGGCCACCGCCGACAACAAGCAGAACGCCGACAAGCUAGCCAAAGAGGCCAGCAACGGGCAGGAGCCGGCGAAGGAGCCAGUGAAGAAGGUGGACACGACGAGCAAGCAGGUGCAAGAGAUGCACCGGCGCGCGCAGGCGCUGCUGCAGACGCAGUUACGGCAGCAAAAGCUGCUCAUCGAGCGUCUGGAGACCGGCAACGGCACAGAGCAACAGAAAGCUGCGCUGAUGGAAGCCAUCAACGCGUCACAGGAAGGCAUCGAGAAGCUGAGGAAAGAGCUCGUCGCCUAUAACGGCAUGGCGAGACAGAUGCAGGACGAGUCCGUAUCAAGAUCGAUGUCUCGCCUGCAGCUCGGCCAGCUGAAUGCAAAGAAACCGAAAACGCCCCAGGAGGCGCAGAAGGAAAUACUGGACGCAGAGCUGGAUAUUAUAACGAAACAACAGGAGGGCCAAGACGUGACCGAGCUGGCCAAGAAGAUAGUGGAGAUGAGGAGGCAGAUGGCGCUGCAGUUCCCCACGCACGUCGGCGUGCGCAGGGUGCACUCCAGGGGCGGGCGCUUCAACUCAGCGAUGCGCUACAUCCGGGGAGGCGUGGCCGCCAAGGGAUUCAGCGUCAACCAGUCGGUGGACCACCGGCCCAAGGCGCUGCUGGUCUCCGGCUUCGAGCCUGAGGAGCUGGAGGCUUUACAGGCGCACUUUGCGCAAUUCGGCGAGAUCACCGGCAAGGAGGUGAACCUUUCGGUGCCCGAGCUGGUGGUGCAGUACCGCGCGCGCGCGCACGCCGAGCAGGCGCUGCUGCGGGCGCGCCACUACAACGACCGCACGCUCUCCAUAACGUGGGUGACCAACAACAAGGUGCUGAGCGCCGCGCCCGUACUCAACGGCGCGGCCAACAACUCGGCGCCCGACAACAAGGAAGUGCAGCAGCCGCCGCAGGAGUUGUCAGAGGACGCGCUUCUCCGCUUCGACGAGGAAGAGGAGGACGAGGAGGACCGCUCGUGGAGACGUUGACCCUCGGCGAGCGCUGGCGACGCUGGCGACACCAUCCUUGCUGCUCGUGUCGGGAGCUACCUCACCUUCAACGUGGCUCUCGACAUUACUAAUGUGGACAUUAGUUGCGCAAUAACCAUUACAAAUCUUUUGAAAAUUAUAUCGUUAAUAUAUUUAAUAGCUCGGAUAGCGAAGGAUAGUUAAUUACGGAUUUACGCUUACGCUUAGCGAUACGUUGGGCCUUGACUACUUCUAUUAAUAUUAUUGGCUACCAUACGCAGAGGCACUAUUAUCCACCCACUUUAAUAUGCGUGUGUACACAAAAAUGGGCGGAUAAUUGUGCCUCUGAGUAUAGAAACCGCGCCACGAAAGUCUCGCGGCUAAAACUUGAACUAAAAUUGACAGCGGCUUACACAAAUGGCGUUAUGACCGCCAUUACCAUUAGGACAUUAGCGCCGCGUCUGGGGGACUUGUUUAGUGGCGCGGAGUAUACCUUACGUAAAUGGCUACUUGACAGUUUAAAAAAAUAUUUUAAAAUUUGCACCUAUUUCAUAUUCAAAUAAUCUUUUUUUUGAAUAAGAAUAUUUUUUAUUGAAAAGUAAAAUGAUUUUUAUCCAUUAAUUUUAACGUU
Molecule: messenger RNA, 3488 nt
Organism: Bicyclus anynana (squinting bush brown)
Lineage: Eukaryota; Metazoa; Arthropoda; Insecta; Lepidoptera; Nymphalidae
Gene: swm
Product: RNA-binding protein 26
Exons: 24
Coding region: 170-2878 (902 amino acids)
Biological process (GO): mRNA processing
Cellular component (GO): nucleus
Molecular function (GO): metal ion binding; RNA binding
Source: RefSeq, a predicted model, not a curated record